Pteronotus mesoamericanus is the source of this 3391-nucleotide messenger RNA. RefSeq names its product solute carrier family 45 member 4 (gene SLC45A4). NCBI's taxonomy places the organism in Eukaryota, Metazoa, Chordata, Mammalia, Chiroptera, Mormoopidae. The transcript is spliced from 8 exons. Gene Ontology annotation, cellular component: membrane. The record is from RefSeq and is a predicted model, not a curated record. Bases 493 to 2799 code for a protein of 768 amino acids. Gene Ontology annotation, molecular function: sucrose:proton symporter activity.
UGACAGCGGAGCUACCUGGGUAAGAGCUAUCUGUCCGCGGGCUGCUGCGCUCGCACCGCUUGACGAAGGGAAGCCAGCUGUGUUAAUGCCUAGGCUCCUUGACUAACAGGUCAGCCAGUCGCUCGAUGGGGAGCAACGGUGGACCCCCUCCCCGUGUCGCCGUCCCGCCCGUGUGCAGCCAGGGCAGCCGCUUCAGCACCUCCGCAGCCACAAUGAUGAAACUGGUAUUAACUGAAUGGCAAUUAUGGAUUUUUAACUCUCAUUCACAGUAAUCCGACAAGCCAUAUGUUUAAAAUCCAACCAAAAAUCGUUUUGUUUUGCUGCGAGCUGCAUCCGGUUGUGGAAAGUCGUACGAAGAGGAAUGUAAGUGUUACUUGCUGGGGAACACAACGGAAGCAGAAAGAGAAGACGUCUUCACUUAUCCUGUAAAGCUGUACGGUAGUGUUAUUUACAUAGGCAGAGCGAGCGCACGCGCGUGGAUUUUCGGCGGUGAUGAGAAUGGCCCCACAGAAUGCCGACUCGGAAUCUAUGCAAGUUCAGGAGCUGCCGGUACCCCUGCCCGAGCUGCAGAAGCCCGCCGGCGCGGAGCCGCCCGACGAGGCCGGCAGCGAGGGCUCCAUCGACCGCAUCCCCGUGCGCCUGUGGGUCAUGCACGGGGCCGUGAUGUUCGGCAGGGAGUUCUGCUACGCCAUGGAGACGGCCUUGGUCACGCCUGUCCUGCUGCAGAUCGGCCUUCCGGAGCAGUACUACAGUCUCACCUGGUUCCUGAGUCCCAUCCUCGGCCUCAUCUUCACGCCCCUCAUCGGCUCUGCGAGUGACCGGUGCACCCUGAGCUGGGGCCGCCGGCGGCCGUUCAUCCUCGCCCUCUGCGUGGGCGUGCUCUUCGGGGUGGCCCUCUUCCUCAACGGCUCUGCCCUCGGUCUGAUCCUCGGCGAUGUCCCCAACCGGCAGCCCAUUGGCAUUGUCCUCACGGUGCUGGGGGUAGUGGUCCUGGAUUUCAGUGCUGAUGCGACCGAGGGACCCAUCCGUGCCUACCUGCUGGACGUGGUGGACAGCGAGGAGCAGGACAUGGCCCUCAACAUCCACGCCUUCUCUGCCGGCCUCGGAGGGGCCGUUGGCUACGUGCUGGGCGGGCUGGACUGGACGCAGACCUUCCUGGGCUCCUGGUUCCGGACGCAGAACCAGGUGCUGUUCUUCUUCGCGGCCGUCAUCUUCACGGUGUCGGUGGCCCUGCACCUGUGCAGCAUCGAGGAGGGGCAGUACAGCCCCCAGCAGGAGCGCAGCGCGGGGGCCCCCCCGCCCCCUGCCGCCCACCCCAGCCUCCUGGACGGCGGCGCCCUGCUCCCCGAUGAGGUGCAGUCCGAGCACGAGCUGCCCCUGGACUUCCUGGACGUGGACCUGGUGCGCAGCAAGAGCGACUCGGUGCUGCACGUGCCGGACGCCGCGCUGGACCUGGAGCCCGAGCUGCUCUUCCUGCACGACAUCGAGCCCUCCAUCUUCCACGACACCUCCGGCCCCGGCACGCCCCACAGCACCAGCCAGGACCUGGCCAUGGCCAGGCUGCCCCGCCUGCCCUCCCUGCUCAGGGACACCGCCCAAGAGGGUGCCACGCUGCUGGGCAAUCACGUGAACAACACCCAGGUCCCCAACGGCAGCGGCAGCGGCUCGCUCCUGAAGGAUGGCCCGCACGGCUGCCCCAGGGUGGCCCUGAAGCCCUCGGCCACGUCCAGUGCCAUGCGGCGGCGCAGGCACGCGUUCCACCGCCAGGCCUCCAGCACCUUCUCUUACUACGGCAAGAUCGGCUCCCACCGCUACCGCUACCGGCGCGCCAACGCCGUGGUCCUGAUCAAGCCCUCGCGCAGCAUGAGCGACCUGUACGACCUGCAGAAGCGGCAGCGGCAGCGGAGCCGGCACCGCAACCAGAGCGGGGCCACCACGUCCAGCGGGGACACGGAGAGCGAGGAGGGCGAGGGGGAGACCACCGUGCGGCUGCUGUGGCUGUCCAUGCUGAAGAUGCCCCGCGAGCUGAUGCGGCUGUGCCUCUGUCACCUGCUCACCUGGUUCUCCGUCAUCGCCGAGGCUGUCUUCUACACCGACUUCAUGGGCCAGGUCAUCUUCGAGGGCGACCCCAAGGCUCCCUCCAACUCGACCGCCUGGCAGGCCUACAACGCAGGCGUGAAGAUGGGCUGCUGGGGCCUGGUCAUUUAUGCAGCUACUGGCGCAAUCUGCUCAGCCUUGCUACAGAAGUACCUGGACAACUACGACCUGAGCAUCAGGGUCAUCUACGUGCUGGGGACGCUGGGCUUCUCCGUCGGCACGGCCGUGAUGGCCAUGUUCGCCAACGUCUACGUGGCCAUGGCCAUGAUCAGCACCAUGGGGGUCGUGUCCAUGAGCAUCUCCUACUGCCCCUACGCGCUGCUCGGGCAGUACCACGACAGCCGGGAGUACGUUCAGCACAGCCCCGGGAACUCCAGGCGCGGCUUUGGCAUCGACUGCGCCAUCCUCUCCUGCCAGGUCUACAUCUCCCAGAUCCUGGUGGCCUCUGCCCUCGGGAGCGUGGUCGACGCCGUGGGCACUGUGCGUGUCAUCCCCAUUGUGGCCUCCGUGGGCUCUUUCCUGGGCUUCCUGACGGCCACGUUCUUGGUCAUCUACCCAGAGGUGUCGGACGAGGCCAAGGAGGAGCAGAAAGGCCUGUCUGCCCAGCCCGGGGGCGAAGGCAGCGGUGAGAAGCCCACCGUGCUGAGGCUGACCCGGAAGGAGCGCCCGCAGGGGCCCGUGGAGACGGAGUCCGUGGUCUGAGUCGAGCUCCUGGGCACACGCGGGCCGCCGGGCAGGGCCGGCGGGGGCUGCCCCUUCGGGGGCCGCGCCGACCUGACCUCCUCAGACGGAGCAGUGUCAGUUGUAGGGUAGGUUUGAGCCAGUAGGCGGAAAUACCACUCCGAUUCACUUUUUCCACAAUUAAAAAUCAUUUGAAGUUUUUUUUUAAAUGGAAAAAGACCUUUUGAUUUCAGCUUUGAUUCUGCAAGUAUAUUAUUCUGCAUGUUUUUAAAUUGUAAACCAGAUUUACAAUCUAGACCAUAAGCAAUUUAGGAAAAGAUAAGAUUUUUUUCUAAAGUAUAAUUGAAAACAGGAAAUAUUUGAUGUCCUCUGCUGCAUCUUAUCUGAUCUUUCAGAUAACGGUCAUGUGGUCAGUGACCGAAACAUCCUCACCAGAUUCUCUCUGUGGACGUCUGCAGGUAUCAGGACAUCUGUCAGAUUUCGCCACAUUUUGUUGGUGCUGCAGCUUUGGGAGAGUAUUUUUCUUUACGAUUAUUUUAGAAAAAAUUUUUUUUCCCAAAACUCUUUUUUCAGGCUAACAGAUUGUGCCCGCCCCUGGGCAGCAGGCAUGGUG